Messenger RNA from Vicia faba (fava bean), 1206 nucleotides. The record is from the annotation of a GenBank genome assembly. Lineage: Eukaryota; Viridiplantae; Streptophyta; Magnoliopsida; Fabales; Fabaceae.
AUGUUUCUUGUUUUUGUCUUUCUUCUCCAAUUGUGUUUCUUUUUUCACAUUGGUUUUUCAUCUCAUUGCACCACGGAAACAUCUACUAAAACUUUUCAAAAAUGUAUGAACCUUCCUACUCAACAGGCUUCUAUAGCAUGGACUUUCUACCCUCAUAACUCUACUUUAGAAGUAGUUUUCUUUGGAACUUUCAUUUCGCCUUCUGGGUGGGUUGGAUGGGGGAUCAACCCCACUUCACCUGAGAUGACGGGAACUCGUGCUUUAAUAGCCUUUUCCGACCCAAACACAGGCCAAAUAGUUUUACUCCCUUACAUUCUAGACCCGAAUGUGAAGUUACAGAAAUCUCCAUUACUCUCUCGACCUUUGGACAUCCGCCUUGUCUCUUCCACUGCAGCCAUGUAUGGUGGCAAAAUGGCCACCAUACACAAUGGUGCUGCCAUCCAAAUCUACGCCACAAUCAAACUUGAAUUAAACAAAACCAAAAUCCACCUUGUUUGGAACCGAGGACUUUAUGUUCAAGGCUACUCGCCUACUAUUCAUCCAACAACAUCCACUGACCUCUCUUCCAUUGCCACCUUUGAUGUGUUGUCGGGUUCGUCCGCUCCUCAACACACAGACCUCACAAUGCUUAGAGUAAUUCACGGCACCAUGAAUGCCAUCUCUUGGGGUAUUCUCUUGCCGAUGGGAGCCAUAACUGCACGUUACUUUAGGCCCAUUCAAGCACUAGGUCCUGCAUGGUUCUAUGCUCAUGCAGGAAUACAAUUGUUUGCUUUCAUUCUUGGAACUGUGGGAUUCGCCAUUGGCAUUCGCCUUGGGCAAUUGUCUCCGGGAGUAGAGUACAAGCUCCAUAGGAAGCUUGGAAUCGCUGUGUUUUGCCUUGGAGCUUUGCAGACUUUGGCACUGUUGUUUAGGCCAGACACUAGGAACAAGUUCAGGAAGUAUUGGAAAUCGUACCACCACUUUGUUGGGUACUCUUGUGUCGUGCUUGGAUUUGUGAAUGUGUUUCAGGGAUUUGAAGUGAUGGGGGCCAGUAGGUCCUAUGCCAAGUUGAGUUAUUGUUUGGGACUUUCUACUCUGAUUGGUGUUUCUAUAGCUUUGGAGGUGAACUCUUGGGUGGUGUUCUGUAGGAAAUCUAAGGAAGAGAAAAUGAGGAGAGAGGGACUUAUUGGAACUUCUGACAAAGGGAGUAGUGGCAUCCACACUUGA